AUGGACUACGUAUUCGCACUGAAGAAGCAGGACCUCUCGGUCAACAUCGACAUGCACAAUGAGAGGAUCGAAGGGAGCACCACCAUGACCCUGGCCCUUUACAUGCCCAUUUAUUACCUUUUCGAUGUAGAAGAUUUUGGCAAGGUCAACUAUGACAUUAACAAAGUUCGAAUUAGGAGAGGCGCCUAUUGCUGUGAAGGGGGGGAUGGCCAAACGGGGGAAGAAGAAGAAGAAGAAGAAGAAGAAGAGGAGGAGGAGGAGGUGCAGGGGGAAGAUGGAGGGGGGGACGCCGUAGAUCCAGGGGAUGGAGAAACUACUGAGGGGAGAAGAGGUGAAGAAGAGGAGAGGUACAAGCAGGGGGAAUCCUCCAAUCUGGCUGAAACCCCCAGCUCCGCUGCGUUCGUCACCCACGGGAAGGGUGAGGAGCACGGAGGACAUGAAAGGCACAGCAAAGAUGGAAAACAUGAAAAGCACAGCAAAGAUGGAAAACAUGAAAAGCACAGCAAACACGGAAAGCACAGCAAACAUGAAAAGCACGGCAAACAUGGAAAGCACAGCAAACACGGAAAAAACAGAAAGCACAGGAAGCACUCCAAACACGGCGCGUUAAACGGAGGAGACCACCAGGAGGAGGCCCCGCGGGACGUGCCCCUGCUGGAGGACAAAGACUACGCCAAAUUUAUGAAGAGAAAAAAGGAAAAAAAAAUAUUCGUCGUUCUAGAAAUGCCACACAACAUCAACUCGAGUUCUUACCAGGAUGUUAAAAUGAAUGGAAGCGAACAGGAGAGGUACUACAUCAUAUAUAGCAGCUUGGGGCAUGGCAGCGAGCCCUAUGUUGAAGGUGACGCCGCGGGGGGGGCCAAUCAGAAGUAUGGCCAGCACGGUCAGCACGGUCGGCACGGUCAGCACGGCCGGCACGGUCAACAUGGUCAGCACGGCCGGCACGGUCAGCUCAGUGAAUACGGUCAGCACGACCAGCACGACCAGCACUGCCAUGAUAACUUGUAUAAACCGAUGGGAUACAGCGAGAACCCAGGCCAAGACGCAGGAGAGAUGAAGAGGAGCCCCCCAGACGGCAUAGCACCUGAUGGAGAAACAGAAAAGAAGGAAAACUCAAAGUUCAAGCUGAAGUUGAAGCAAAUCAAUUCUGCUCACUCCAAUGGACACAGUAAUGAAGAUGGAGAAGUCGCCCAGGGUUAUGGAUGCCCCCCCUGGGAAGACACCGAAAGGGGAAACGACCCAAUAGAAGAAGCAACACAUGAAAAACGAAAAGGGAAAAGAAAGGAAGAAACGGAAGAGGAAGGAGAAUACGAGUUUACCAAUAAUCAAAAGAGUAAACGUAUUCCUAACAUCCUAGACCUCGUGUCCUUAAACAAAUACACAGAGGAAAAUCACCUCAAGGGAAACAAUUACAUGUUUAUAUCAAUAAAUGACGAAGUAUGGAACAAGGAAAAGGAAAAAAAUUACAACAAUUGGAAAAAUUUCUGCCAAGGAGAAACAGUUACAGUAAAGAGGAAGGGAGAAUAUCACAUAAAAAUUAUAAUAGAAAUAAGUCUGACUUUUUCUUUCUUCAAUUUAUCAUCCUCCCGUAACAAUUUAUAUUUUAACAGGAGUGAAAAUUUACUAGUAGGAUUACAGAACUAUGCAUGUAACUGCACUUGGUUCCCAACUUUGUCAAAAAUGAACAGCAUUUAUGGGAGAUGUUCUUGGGGACUCCUCUUCAAAAUUGAAAAGCCCUACGUGGUUAUAUCGUCCAACAGUUUAAUAAAUGUGUACGAGGUUGGCAAUGCGAAUUUCUUUCUUUAUAAGUCCAGCAACCGUCAGGGCAAAUUGGCCCCCCAUGAGAUAUCUCUCUAUGCUGGUAGGUUCGAUUUCCUUCACUUGAAUAAUUUGAAUUUUAAAGAUUUCCAAAAAAUAAAUUACGAUUUUUUGUACAAAACGGAGAUGGGGUCCAGGAGUAACAAAUUCUAUUCCUUCGAUCAGUAUGGGAAGGCGAAGGGCAAAGGGGGGGGAGGUGCCUCGGGCAGAACGGAUAAGCUGGCCGAGGGUACGAUGCCGCCCUCCAGGGAGAACCUGUCCUCUGGGGGGAAAACCAAACGGAGGUCUUCAGCUAAGCGGUACUACGCCGACUCGGAGGGGAGCAGCGAGGACGCGAUUAAUGUGAUCAGCGCGGAGGGUGGGAGGAAUGAAGGCGGUGGGGAGAAUGCAGACGGUGGGGAGAAUGCAGACGGUGGGGAGAAUGCAGACGGUGGGGAGAAUGCAGACGGUGGGGAGAAUGCAGACGGUGAGAACAACCCGGACGGCGUGACCAACCCGGAUCACGGCGCCGCCCCCCCCACGAGCGAGUACCGCGAAAAAGCCAGCACGAAGAAGAAGGAGUGGUGCAGCUACUACGAACGAGUGAAGGAUAAAGUAGUGCCAAAUAUAUUCAUCUUCACCUUAAAAAAUUACAAAGAUCAAAUGGUGCACUCCAGUUAUCACGUAGGAUACGUACUGCGAAUAUUCCUCGAGAUCAGUAAAGAAAGCUUCCCCUUCGAUAACAUCAUGAUAUUAUUUCUGCCCCUAUCCUUUUUAAAUUUUGAGAAUUACCCCUCCUCGGAAAAUAUCGAAUGUUCUCUCAGUGCACACAUCUAUAACGAUAUGAAAAAUGGAUACAAUCUCUUCGCCAACAGUAACUUGUUAAAUGCAAAAUUAUCGGAGCCUUAUGUUUUUCUAGGCAAUAAUAAAUAUUUUAUUUUUGGAAACGUUAUCGUAUUUUCCACUCAAAUUCUGCACUCUCUGUAUGAUACCCUUUUUAACAUAAGUCUGUAUAGUUACAAAAUCGUCAUGGCAGAGGGGCUUCUCUCCCUUUGCUUUGAUCACUACGUGGAUGUAGUGAAGGACGAAAAUGUGCAUCUGGUUUAUAUGCUCAAGUGCCUAGUGCUGCAAAAGUACUUGGAACAAAUAUUCGGGAUUAUCGAAAUGAAUGUGAUUUUUUAUGAGCUGAGGGAGAGAUACUGCUCCCUCGUGGAACUCUUCGGUGAUGUGAAUUUGUUUUACCAUUGUAGUAUGGACAGGGGGAAGUCCUUCACGUCGACACGAGUGCGGAAGAUACAUACCUGGACAGCGUCAGCCCAUUCUAACGUUCCACUCAUGGGGGAUAAUAUCCCCAUGCACAGCCGAUCCCCCUAUGUGCUGAACCACCUGUUCUUCCUUAAAGCGUUCCUCUGUGUCCGAAUUUUUUUUAACAUAUUGAAGAGCUUCUCCUUCUGUGCGACCAUUCAGCAAUACUGCUUUUCGCUUUUUUUUUCCUACCUCAAGCGGAAGGGACGGGUGAUCAGUUCGUCCAAGUUUUGGAAGCAGGUCCUUGCCGAGUGCACCCGCAGGUACAUCGAAAGCUACAAGCAGCUCCCCAAAAACAAGUUCAAAAUGAAGAAAAUCGAUCUGCACGUCAACUCCAGAGAACUCAGGACAGAAGAACACGAGCAGUACCAACUCCUCGAAAAAUAUUUCUCGCAAUUCCUACAAACGUAUAUUAAGGGCUACGGGGUCUGUCAGUACAUCCUAGCAUUCAACGUACACCUACAGAGAAAGGGGACUUCCAUGGAUAGCUUCAAUUUUCUUGUCAGCCAAAACUCCAUCAACCCCUUCAGCUUUGUGAAUGAGAAUUUCCACUCCGCGUACUUCCUUGCAGAGAUGGCAUCCACUAGUGUAUACAACCUCCUGGAGCUGAAUAAGCACAUCGAUUCGAAGAACGAUACACAUGGGGGGAAGCACAACAGUCGAAGGAAUAAACUAAUUAUGCACGAUUAUCUUGACAGGAUAUACUACGAUAAGCUGUACGAAAAGGGGUCCCCAAAUGAUUAUUUCCGCCAUGAUUUGGAGAAACACUUCCUCUCAUUUUUAAAGCAAAAAAAAAACCUCCAGACAGACCACUUUUAUGAAUAUCGUGAGGACCUGCUUAGCAGGAAGGCUAACGAUUUGCUAAAUAGAUACGUCAUGAAGAGGAAGCGUAAAAGUUUCUCCUUCCUCCCGGGUGCCACGCUUAGGAAGCUGGCGCUCACCGGCAAGAUGGACACCACGCGCAGUAGCAGAGUUAUCAGGGGGAGAAACCCCAUCGGGUAUGUUCCCAAGAAGGAGGAACAGGAACUAGGCGAACGGGCAGUCACAACCCACCUGCAGAGUGAAAACGAAGCUAAUUGGUCUAGUGCAAAUCGCCACACGGAAGGCUUCAUCGAAGGUGACACCCAGAAUGACCAAGCGGGGGGCGCUCUUUACGGACGAACUGUGGAUAGUGAAAGGCUCACCAGUGAAGUGCCUCCCAAUGAAGUACACCCCAACGAAGUACACCCCAACGAAGUACACCCCAACGAAGUACACCCCAACGAAGUACACCCCAACGAAGUACACCCCAACGAAGUACACCCCAGUGAAGUACACCCCAGUGAAGAGGAAGGCGAAAUGAACAUUUUUGGCCAGCGGGACUACGCGGGGGGGAAGCUCCACGCGGCCAAGCAGAGGAGAAAGAAGCAGAAAAAGGAGAGGGAAAAAAAGGAGAGGAAAAAAGACAGACACGGGGGGAGCCGCCACGACGCGGACCGACACAGGCACAGGCAGAGAAAGAAGCGGAAAAAAAUGGACACAAUGGAGGGUGUGCAAAAAGUGGAAAGGGUGGAAAGCAUAGAAAAUGUGGAAAGCAUAGAAAAUGUGGGAGGCGUAGAAAAUGUGGGAGGCGUAGAAAAUGUGGGAGGCGUAGAAAACGUGGAAAACUGGGAAAACCUGGAAAGCGUGGAAAACCUGGAGAGCGUAGAAAGCGUGGACCAAGCGGAGGGGGCGAGAGGUGUGCCGAACGGUGGAGAAAACGACGAGGAGGAAGAAGAGGAAGCGCAGCGGUGGGGGCGACAUGGCGGAGACGUGAAUGCCCUCCAUCACCCACAUUACGGCACGCUCGAGAGUACCACUAGCAUCAAUUUUGACUGCCCGUACGCAGGGGAUGUGAUGGAAGGGGGAGCAACCGCCCUGCCGUACGACUCCAUCGUGGGUGAGGGAGUGUCAGUGGGGAAGGCCCAGUGGAAGCCCAAAGGGGAGUACAUAGAUAGGAUAAGCGAAAUGGAGGGUGGCGUAGCGAUGGGUGCGGUGGGUGCGGCUGGUGUAGCGGCUGCUGUAGUGACGGACGCACCUGCCAACCCAGCGAGGGACCCACCUGACGGAGACGAAUCGAAGAAGGAAAAGAAAAAAAAAAGGGAAAAGCACAAGAUCAAGAAAAGCAAGGAAAAGGAAAAGAUAAAAAACCUGAGGAAUCUCCUCCUGAACAACAAGCUAUACGCGGAGAACUACCUUAACCCAUAUGUGGCCAAUAACAUGCCGAUCUCUGUAGACGAAAAUAAAUUUUUCUUUUGCUUGUUGAAGAUAGAAAUUGUGGAGGAUGACGGAGUAAGAGUUGUCAAAAAAAAUUUACUCGAAAACGUCACUCCGAUCCGAUUUAGUGUAAACGCCAGACCAGAAAAGGGAAGGAAAAAGGUGGCCUUUAAACAUGAUUCCAUAUAUAUGUCCAAGCAUGAAGAAUACGUGAACAGAAAUUCGAUUGAUGCAAUGGAGAGCUAUAUGAACGAAACGGUUAAGUUUAUUGGCGUCACAAAUGACAGCGACAAGCACAUGAUUGAGUAUUGUAAGCAGAAGGUCCUGAAGAAGGACAAGUCCUUGAUGUGUCUAGAUAACAGAAAAUUAGUUGCCAAAAUUUGCAGCAAAGGGAAGAUUCCCCUACUUUGGAUUCGAAUCGAUAAUGAUUUUUCAAUCCUGGGGAGAAUUAGAAGAACACAAAGUGCCAGUAUGUGGAUUCAGCAGCUGUUCAAUGACAACAAUGUCUUCGCGCAGCUCGAGUCAUCCUUCGCCUUGGCCUUUAUCCCCUUCUUUUUCCUCCAGAAGAAUGUAGCAGGGGUAGAGGCGGCGGUGGGGGGAGCAGCGGCAGUAGGAGCGGGAGUUGGAGUAGGAACGGGAGUAGGACCUGGAAUAGCACCUGGAGUAGCACCUGCAGUAGGAGCUGCAGUAGAAGCGGGAGUGGGAGCAGUGGAUUACAAGACCGAUCAAGGCACCCACGCAGAUGGCACACUCGGCAUAAAUAUGCAUGCCCAUGCUGUAGAGGCCGCCAACUCGGGAACAAACCCACCAAACGAUGUUGCAAAUAGCGGAGGAAACAUCGGAGAAGACUCCAUGCAGUUCAUCCAAUCAGUACUCAGCAAAAACAAAAGUGGCAAGCACAAAAAUAAUGACGUCCACUUGGGGAAUACCCCAUUCAAUGUUGCAUCUGGUGCCACUCUAGAUAGUCAACUCUUAAACGAUAGCUAUGACGUUGCACAUGGAGAAGGAAAAAGUCCUCACAAGAAUCACAUGCUCAAUCGGGAAGUUAAUGCCAACUCUAAGGUGAAUGAAAACAAUAUGGGAGACCACCACAACUCGAAAGGGAUAAUAAAUAACAUCGUGAAUGCCAACUAUGCAAGUUACGCAGCUGAGGAGGAAGAAGAAGAAGACACCGCUUUGGAACUACCCAGCAGUGGCAACUAUGAAAAAAGGAGAACUGGGCAUAUUGCUCGGAUCGCGAGAAAUGAAGAAGGGACCAUGAAGGAUAAAAUGAACACAAAUAUGGUAAAUGAUGUGAAAAAUGAUUUACUUAAAAUGGAUAGGUUGUCUAGUCAUAGUAGCAGUUCUGGAAGCGAAACGGAUGUGUUGGAUUGUAACUUCUCCACCUCCACUAUCGAUGAUUUAAAUGAAGAUGCGAACGCUUCAGAACGUAACUACUCAUCCUCUAGUUACAAGAAACAAAAGAAUUACAAAAAAAAAUGGAGGAGAAAAAUAUCGAUUGAAAACAUACCCAUUAAUGUAGAAGUGAUCAAAUGUCUGUACAAAUCCGUUACGGCAACAUACCUCCAUUAUAUGGUAAAAAUUAGGUGCAUUUAUUCUCUUUGCUUUAUUCACAAUAGGUACUUAUGUACUCAGAAGAUUAUUCAGAAUUUAUUUUUGGAUUAUUUGGAUGAGUUUUAUGGAAACGAUUUGAAUCAGAAGAGGUUCAUGCAUGCGUUUUAUGUUGCCAUGUCAUUGUUAAGGAACAAAAACAACCGGACGCCAAAAAUUAUCAUUUUUUUUUUCGCACAGAAAUGCGCCAACUUUGUCUACUCCCUUACUCUCAGUGACAAGUACCAUAUGGUGAGUGACGCGCAGGGGAGUAUUGCGGAACCCUCUCAAGGGGGUAUUGCGGCACCCUCGCAAGGGGGGCACCCUCAGGGUGCUUCUCCAAGCGGGGGUAAGACAAAUGGCAUAGGGAAAUGCCCUCAAAAGGGGCACCGCCAGGAAGAGCGUCAGGAGGAGCAUCCGGAAGAACUGCACGAAAACGCCAACGCGUCCAAAACCUCCUGCGGGACGUCCUUCCCGCUGAUAUUCCCACCCUCGAUGAAUGACCUCUGCAGAAGCUAUGACAGCGUCAGCCUCAAGCAAGGAGAAGCACAGAGGGGGUCCUACUCCGCAGUUAUGGACAAAGGAGGGCCCCUCGAAGGAGCCCAUAAUGAAGCCGAAAUGGACAUUGUAGUGGAGAGAAUUGCCGCCCUGACGCAGGAUCAGCAGGAAAUGUACCAAAACGACGGAGACCUCCCCCGACGCCGUACCACCCAUUCAUAUAAAAACGCGCAGCAAAAACGGACAAGAAAAAUUACGUACGAAAAGGAGCUCCUCAUUCAGAAGGAAGAGGAGGAGGACAUCAAGAUGGUGCUGGAAUGCCUCGGCAACAUAAGGUUCAAAGGUGAGCACCUCCCCCGAAGCGGCUACCCCGGCGGCAUUCCCAGCGGUAUCCCCAGUGGAGCACCAAACGGUACAACGAAAGACAACCCGAUGGGCAACAUGGAGUGCCUUUUUUCCGAGUACCUCUCGAAUGCUACAGAGAGUCAGCCCCCAAACAGAGCAGUCAACCAAGAUAACAAUUUCUGCAAAAAGAAAAGAAAAAAAAACUACCACACGUACGAUUUCUGCAACAUACACAUUUACAAUAAUGAGGAAAAAAAAUUGAAAAAUAAUUUCUUGAAAUUAAAAAAAACAAAAAAAGAAUAUGUACAGGAACUAAUAGACGUGAUAUUUCUGAUAUACCAGCUGAAAAAGCUAUCCCCCUUUUUGCCCAUUUCAGAUUGGGUCAUAAUCAUCCUCAUUAAAACAAUAGGUAGGAACAAACACAUCCUAGACGCGUUUAAACGGAAGAUGUACUUGGAGAACAAGGAUUAUUUCGAUUUCUGUAAUUGUUUACUAACUGAAUUUUCACCCAGAGGAAGUGGAUCCAACAUGAGUAACUUCAUUUCGGCGAGGAAUGCAAACUGGUUUCGUCUCGAAAUUGUACGAGCGAUUCUUCAUUUAAUUCUACAUGGGAGCAUCCGAUUGUUUCAGGUUUUUUAUCGUCACACUCUUGAGGAGGACUCUCACCAUGAGAAGGCUACCCAGGAAGGUCCUCCCAAAGGGACACCUGACUCGUUCACAAGUAGUUACAAAAAGGAAAAUUACUUCUUCGUAUCAAAUUACACAAACUACGUGGAGAGAAAAACCAUAUGCAGCCAUGUGCUAAACAUUUACAGCGCCUUUCAUUUCUGUCUCCAAGUCUUACACCUUUAUGAUGAUGCUCAGUUUGAAAUGCUCCUGUGGAGUAGUCUGUACAAUAUGCUGCUCAUAUGUCAACAGAAAUACCCCUUCUUCUUUUUACCCUUCUCGAAAAUGUUCUCGAAGUAUUUUAAAGACUACCAGAAGAGAAGCUACUCCUCCUUCGAGUUUUACUUUUUGCUAUACGGCUUGAGUGAUGUGAAUGCGUUCGAAAAGGAGAAUCACACGGAGGGGGCUAACUACCGCGGCGGUGCUGCUAAUUAUCGCGGCGAUGAUACUACUUACCGCCCCGGUGCUGCUAACUACCGCGCCGGUGCUGCUAAAGGGGACCCGUUUAAUCCCCCCCCCGAUGGACACUAUACAGCUAAGGCUCAAGCAGUAAACAGUUUGAGGCAAAAAAGCUUCUCCCACUUAAUCACGUCAAAAGGGACAACAGACGUUCAUAUCUACAAAUACAGCAUUGUCGGAUACAUAAAGCUAAUUACCAUUUUGAAAAACGUCAAACACACAAAUAAAUUGAAGAAGAAUUUCAUACAAACGAGUUUUAUAAAAUAUGUCGUCCGAUAUGUGCACUCCUUUUUGAGAUCAUUGAUUGUUUCUCUUUCUAACGAAAAUGUGAACUAUUUUAAGAAUGCUAUUCUUUUCGAGUUAAAAAAUAUUAUGGCUUUUUUGUUUGGCUACGGCAUUCCUCCCUGCUGCUCCAGCGAGUGGCCUCGUAUCUACCACCCGCACUACGACCAGUAAAUGAAGGAACUCGAACUGUUUGUGGACAGCCCAACUGUGUCUUUGCAAAAUUUUAACUUCGUCAAAGAAAACACGUGGCUCACGCUGAUCGGAGCCAAGCUACGGAACGACAUUUACAAAUUACCUAUGGACCUAAAAAGAGACAUACUGCUCCUGCUCAAAAACAUCCGUAUGGUCGACAUGUGCCUGGGGACCAACCACUACGAGCACAUCAACAAUAUCUUCACCGUUUGCUGGUUCAUCAUUGUGAAAAUAUUUCAGAAUUAUGAAAAGAGCAAGUGA
Messenger RNA from Plasmodium cynomolgi strain B, 9633 nucleotides. RefSeq lists its product as hypothetical. Gene Ontology annotation, molecular function: protein binding. NCBI's taxonomy places the organism in Eukaryota, Apicomplexa, Aconoidasida, Haemosporida, Plasmodiidae. Bases 9352 to 9633 code for a protein of 93 amino acids. The record is from RefSeq and is a predicted model, not a curated record. The transcript has 5 exons.